Messenger RNA from Botrytis cinerea B05.10, 824 nucleotides. It is a transcript of the gene Bchrt1, whose product is annotated as Bchrt1. The record is from RefSeq and is a predicted model, not a curated record. Gene Ontology annotation, biological process: protein ubiquitination; ubiquitin-dependent protein catabolic process. The coding region runs from base 245 to 607 and encodes 120 amino acids. Gene Ontology annotation, molecular function: zinc ion binding; ubiquitin protein ligase activity; cullin family protein binding. Gene Ontology annotation, cellular component: nucleus; cullin-RING ubiquitin ligase complex. Lineage: Eukaryota; Fungi; Ascomycota; Leotiomycetes; Helotiales; Sclerotiniaceae. The transcript has 4 exons.
GCCAUCAUAUAUGUCCAUCUACCGUAGAUUGAUGUCUAUCUGCGUCUAAAAUCAUACAUAAGCAAUUCUGAAAAUAAACAUUCUCCCAUUACAACAGACACCCACCUUCAUUUAAGCCGAUUAGUACACUUAUCUGCUUAUCCAUAUUAAAUUCGCAAACCAAUUCGUUCGCAUCUCAUUCUCAAGUACCCCGCCAACACCAAUAAUUUAGAUAACCACCAACACUCCAAAUAUUCCCAUCACCAUGGCAGACGUAGAAAUGGCAGAUGCCCCACCAGCUACAGGAAAGAAGAACGGUCUUAAGAAGGCAGGGGGUGGUGAAGGUUCGGAAGGCAAAAAGCGCUUCGAGGUGAAGAAGUGGAACGCGGUAGCUUUGUGGGCAUGGGACAUUGUUGUUGAUAACUGCGCUAUCUGCAGAAAUCACAUUAUGGAUCUUUGCAUCGAAUGUCAAGCAAACCAAGCUUCUGCCACAAGUGAGGAGUGCACUGUAGCCUGGGGAAUUUGUAACCACGCUUUCCAUUUUCAUUGUAUCUCCCGUUGGUUGAAGACUCGCCAAGUUUGCCCACUUGACAACAGAGAUUGGGAAUUCCAGAAGUACGGUCGUUAAGUUGGGGGUUGAGAUUGUAUUUGGCAUUGGAUGGGGUAUUUGAGGAAGAUGAUGAAGCUACGGACAUGAAUGAAGUAUAAUAUACCAAAAAGAGCGGCACGAAUCUCAUCUGCGCGGUUCAUCCAAAGAUCCAGUAGGAGGCAAAUGGAUAAUUUUUGGCAGGAUUGGCGUUAAGGACUCAGAAGUAGAGCGAAACUUCGGCACAAUGUAGCUUUCA